AUGGCGGAUAUCAACGCAGAGGUCGCCGCCAACGAGGCCGCAGCCACCAGCCGGUCCGCCAAGGCCGCCAAGGUGGCCGAGAAGCCAGCGUGGGACGAGCUGCAGGGGGAGGACACGGUCGCCUCCUACUUCGAGGCGUACGAGAGGGGGCCCAGGAGAACGCUCGUCGUGAACUCGGACGGCGAGCUGGAGGAGGUGGAAGAGGCCAACACCGAGCAGCUGGACCGUCGAAACGAGGCGAUCGAGCCGCUGCCUGCGGUAGACCACGCGCAGAUAAAGUACAACCCAGUGCAGACUGAGUUCUACAAGCCACAUCCAGAGGUCGCAGGCCUUGAUUCUGAUGCGGUGGACAAUCUCCGGAAGGAGCUGCGGGUCAGCGCCACAGGCUUGAGUGUGCCGAGCCCCGUGGCGUCGUUUGGCCACCUGGCCGAAUCACUCGGCAAGGAGCUCAUGGGCGGCAUCCGCAGGCACGGCUACCAUCAGCCCACCGCCAUCCAGGCACAGGCCGUCCCCGCGGCACUGAGCGGCCGGGACGUCAUCGGCAUCGCUGAGACGGGCAGCGGCAAGACCGUCGCCUACCUGCUGCCGAUGCUGGUGCAUACGGUCGCCCAGCCGGCUCUGAAGAAGGACGAGGGCCCUAUCGGCAUCGUGCUGUGCCCCACGCGUGAGCUCGCAGUCCAGAUCGAGAUGGAGGUGGCCAAGUUCAACAAGCCGCUCGGCCUGCGCAGCGUCACCUUGGCUGGCGGGCUGUCCAAGCUCGAGCAGUUCAAGGAGGUGAAGCGCGGGUGCGAGAUCGCCAUCUGCAACCCCGGGCGCCUCAUAGACAUUGUCAAGAUGAAGGGGUGCACGCUUCAGAGGGUCACUUUCGUGGUGAUAGACGAGGCAGACCGCAUGUUCCACAUGGGGUUCGAGUACCAGGUGCGGAGCGUCGUUCAGAACGUGCGGCCGAGCCGGCAGACCUUGUUGUUCUCGGCGACCUUCCCGCCGAAGAUCGAGCGCCUGGCCCGAGACCUCUUGCAGCAGCCCGUAAGGAUCACGACGGGGCAGGGCGGCCAAGCCGCAGCCAACAUCGUGCAACACGUGGAGGUGUUGAAGAGCGACGACGAGAAGUGGGACUGGAUGUCGAAGCACAUCGACGGCAUGCUCGAGAAGGGCCAGGUCCUCGUUUUCGUCAAGUCCAUUGCCAGUGCGGAGGAGCUGACCCAGAACUUCACCGACCUCCUGGAGAAGAAGACCGAGUUCCUCCACGGCGACCUCGACCAGACGGAGAGGAUGCGAAUCCUGCGGGACGUCAAGAGAAAGAAGGUGGACGUGCUCAUCGCCACCGACGUCGCCGCGCGCGGUCUGGACAUCCCCUCCAUCGCCGUGGUCGUGUCCUACGAUGUGGCGAGGGACGCCGAGACCCACACGCACCGCAUCGGGAGGACGGGCCGCGCGGGUGCCGCCGGGGAGGCCUACACGCUCAUCACCGCGGACAGCAAGGAGAACUACAGGAUGGCCGCCCUCUUGGUCGCCAACUUGGAGGCGGCAGGUCAGGAGGCCAACAGCGGCCUGCAGUGGCUCGCGAUGAAGUACGGGCCCUACAAGGCUGCGAAGCUGACCGGGCAGCAGUUCGAUGGCAAGAAAAAGAAGGCCGCCCCGAAGGCCGUUCGGAGCAACUUUGGCGUCGGCUUCGAUGGCGCAGCCCAGUCUAAGGAGACCCGCGAGGACUUGGAGCGCCGCCUCAACACGGAGGCCGACCGCAUGGUCCUCAGGAACCGCGCGAUGCUGGCUCGCGUGGGCGGUGGCAGAGGCCACGCGCUGCCCCCGCCCGGUGGCGGCACCGCCGGCUUCGUGGCGGCGGCCACCGAGGACGCGGUGACGGAGAUCCCGGGCGCCAUCAAGCCGGGGCAGACCGCCGGCGACUCGUCCUCGGACGAGGACCUCUUCGCCCCCGGCGUGAAAGCCGCGUUCGGGAAGGCGGCGCCGGCGGCGCCGAGGCCAGUUGGCGCCCAGAAGACCGCGCCGAGCCCCCAGGCCGAGCAGGAGGCCCAGCGGCAGGCGCAGCAGCUGGCCUACCAGGCGGAGAUGCAGCGGCUGGCGCAGCAGCAGCAGCAGCUGCGCGAGCAGCAGGAGUGGGAACAGCGCCUCAUCGCGCAGCAGAUCUCUUCGGCGGCCGCAGCCGCCGGCGUGGCGGCGUCGCCGUCCCCAGCGGGGGCCGCUGGGCGCAGCUUCAGCGGCGCGGGUGGUGGCUCUGGCCGCGAGGAGCGGGGCGACCGCGACCGAGACGACCGCGACCGCGAUCGCGGCAGCGACCGGGACCGCGGCGACGAUCGCGGCCGCGGAGACCGCGACCGGGGCAGCGACCGGGGCAGCCGCGGCGGCGACAAGGACCGCGGCGACGGGGACAGAGGACGGCCCGCCGCGGGCCCCCCUUCCGCCUUUGAAGUCGGAUGCCAGAAGCCACAUAUGAUCGAUGAAGAACUAUGCUUGCCAGCGUGA
This is a messenger RNA of Prorocentrum cordatum, 2481 nucleotides long. The record is from the annotation of a GenBank genome assembly. NCBI's taxonomy places the organism in Eukaryota, Dinophyceae, Prorocentrales, Prorocentraceae.